AUGCGUGGCAUAGUGACACCACCAACCUCCUUAUUGCCAGGCCAAGUUCUUAACGAUCUCUACAUCUUCGGCAACGAUCCAAAUCAAGAGGGUGGUCAGUACACUUACUAUCCGAUGGAUCCAGCUGUCGAGUUUCUCUUCUGCUCCGAGUUCCGUCUGGACAAGAUAUUUAUUUCUGUCAAGAGCAGCUGGCCUGAAGUUUUCGCGGCCUACGAUCAACUGAAAAUCAAUGCUAAGAAUCAAUGCGAGCGUGGAGAGAGUCUCGAAAUCCAUCCAGUAACUGGGAGCGUUGCAACUCAAUUCUUGACACUCGCUGAACAGCUUGAGGAGUUCGCAGCGUCCGCUGCUACAGCUGCUGGAUCGACGGCAAUUAAUGAAUGCAAUCUUGGAACUCAUGAUUGCCAUGCCAAGGCGACCUGUACCGACAAUUCAUCAGGCUAUUCUUGUGCAUGUAAUGAUGGCUUCCACGGCGAUGGCUUUGUCUGCACGGCCGUCGAUCCAUGUGAAACACUCACCUGCGACGGAGCUCACGAAUUUUGCCGUAACGGUGCGUGUACUUGCAACGAUGGAUACGAGAUGGUCGAUGGAAGCUGUUACUCUGACUUCACUUGGAGACACUCUUCUCGUCCCGUGCGCCGAGGAGCUACUUGCAAUAAUAUCGAAGGAUCAUACGAGUGUAUUUGCGACGGUAAAGGGUGGGAAGAAAUCGAUGGUGUCUGUGUCAACAAGGACGCUUGGAAACAAAUCCAGACUCAGUACACGAUCCGAAUGAAUAAAGUCAACGGACAUCUCGCUGUAACACGCGCAAAGAAAAUAAAGCCACUCGCCCCGGGGAGCAUCACACAUCAGAUCAGAGCUUUCUACCCAUCUAGGCGAAGCACAAGCGGUGGUUUUGUUGCGGCAAAAUUUACCGAAAGCGAACCAAGAAGCUGUGCGCGUCAAAACGUAAUGGUCGCAAAAGACUCCGGUAAAAAAGGGAAUACGAAUCCAAUUAAUUCGUGGCUUUUGCGCGCGAUGGGGCUGUGUCAGUCGAAGAAGAGGAGUUUGGAGGAAAAGUUAACCGCGAAGAGUGAGCAUCUUGACGAGCGAGAGCUUGUUGAAAGUUGGCUGGAUACGCUUCAAAGAGCGCAAAGCGACGAUGAGAAAUUUAUCCUUUACAAAAUCCUCGUCGGCUUCUUUGAGAACCGUGGUCAUUUCUGGAACAUGGCCGGCUACGCGCAGAAACAAUUCGACCUGGUGCGCAACUCAGUGAACAAGGAGCAUUUGUUGUGUGGAAGUCUAAACCUCGCGCGUGCAAAGCUCUUUUUGGGCGAUCACUCAGAAGCUGCCAAAAUGGCCAACUACAGUCUCAGCAUGUUGGAAAACAUCGACUUGAAUGCGGUAAAUUAUCGGUUCAAGGUCGAUGCACUACUUACUGCUGGAGGAGCAAAUAUCGGAUGCUCACGAUAUUCCAUAGCUUUGGGACAUCUUGAUGCAGCGUUGAGGCUUAGCCAUAUGUACUCCGACAAAGUGACUGAAGCUUUAACAUGUUGCCUUCUUUCUCAGCUCUAUUUCCAGCUGCGGGACGACGGGAAGGGAACAUUCUACCCCAUGAAGGCUGACUCGCUCCUGGCCCGCUUUGGCGAGCAAUGGGACGAAAAGUCCAAAUGCACAAUCAUGCUGUCGAUGGCGUAUGCUGAGCGAAAGAGCAAAAAGCUUGAUUCUGCAAUGGCUCGAUGCGAGGAAGCGAUGGCAAUUGCACAUGAAUCGAAUGAUAGAGCUACUCAAGCACAUACGAUUCUCUGCUUUGCGGAUAUUCAUCGACAGCGUAUGGAUAAUGAUGCUGCUAUUCCAAGGUACAAAGCGGCGCUGAAGAUGUUCCAAGACAACGGAGAUUCUAUGGGAAAACUAAGAGCUCAAAUUGGGCUUGCAAAAUGCCUUGUCUUCAAAAAAGACCAACGAGAAGCUUCCCACUUUUAUCAACUCGCUGUUGCUACCUGCCAUCAAACUGAAAAUAAGAGCUACGCAAUCAAAAUUUACGAAGAUCUGAUCAUCAUCGAGACUCACAACAAUCUCGUGUCCAAUAUCGAGCGGUACACAUCUUUGCUUCGCCAGGCGUUGAAGGAGAUGAAAGUCAAGUGUGGGGCAUGUCUGGAAUACAUUGGCGACGAGUCGACUCAAUUAGAGGCACUGAACUGUACUCAUUUCUUCCACACGGAUUGCGUCCAAGGAGGAAUUUCCGUCUGCAGAUGUUGCCAGCAGAACGUCCACGAUCUAAGGCCCAUCAACUAA
Molecule: messenger RNA, 2271 nt
Organism: Oikopleura dioica
Lineage: Eukaryota; Metazoa; Chordata; Appendicularia; Copelata; Oikopleuridae
Source: the annotation of a GenBank genome assembly